Molecule: messenger RNA, 6070 nt
Organism: Pantherophis guttatus
Lineage: Eukaryota; Metazoa; Chordata; Lepidosauria; Squamata; Colubridae
Gene: KIF24
Product: kinesin family member 24
Biological process (GO): microtubule-based movement; microtubule depolymerization
Cellular component (GO): microtubule
Molecular function (GO): microtubule binding; ATP binding; microtubule motor activity
Source: RefSeq, a predicted model, not a curated record
CUCCAACAUCGUUUUAUUGGACGGCUGAGCUGACGUAAGCGGCGCGCCAAAGCGGCGCGAGGGUUUGAAGCCAGGCUUGGUCGCGUCGUCAUGGAAACGCGGCCUCGCCGGUUCUUUUCUCACCGCGCUGGGAGUGAGAGAAGCUCCGGGGGUUUCGCGGAAGCUCCGCCGCGGGAGACAGUCAGACCGAGAGUGAAUUCGCCGUGGGAAAGGCUAAGGAAGGAGCCCUCCGGCCACCGUGAGUAAGAAGAUGGCCUCGUGUCUGUACGAAUGCCUCUGUGAGGCGGAACUUCAAAAAUAUUACCCGCACUUUACUGCCCUCGGCUUCCAGAAGAUCGACGAACUUGCCAAGGUCUCCAUGAAGGAUUACAGCAAACUCGGGGUUCAUAACAUGAAGGACCGCAAGCGUCUCUUCCAGCUCAUUCGAAUCAUCAAGAUGCUGCAGGCCGAAGAGGAAGCAGUCAGGAAAAAACAGGAAGAUUUCCAGAAAAGUGCCCGCCGCCUGCGACCCCAGCUCACUCGCUCCGGCCCACGGAGACAACUUCAUUUUGAUUCCGAGAGAAAAGGGGAACGAAAAGAGGUUGAAUCUGGGUCGUGCGCCUUAUCUCACAGUUCUUCGAAUGAGGGUAAAGAGGAGGCCGCUGCGGGAUUUGGUCCUGAUUCCGUCCACAAAAGACCCAGGAAGGACUCCUUAAAAGCAUCCGCAAGCUGGACAGAGGACCAGCUGGUGGUCCCAGCGCCAAGUUCAUCUAAUGAUGUUUUAGGAGACGCGGACAUUUCCUUUGUACAGAGAGUAGCUCAUAUCUCGGGCUACAAUUACGGAGUGCCUCAUUCUCUCACCAGAACGACUGCUGGUGAGAAAGAGACCCCAUGGAUCGAAACGGACAAGAUCCGUGUGUGUGUGCGAAAACGCCCCCUCGGUUUACGAGAGGAGAGGCGUGGAGAAGUGAACAUCCUCACGGUGGAAGACAAGGAAACGCUUCUGCUCCACGAGAAGAAAGAGGCCGUGGAUCUCACACAGUACAUCUUGCAGCAUGUGUUUUAUUUCGACGAAGUCUUUGGGGAGUCCUGUUCCAAUCAAGACGUGUACAUGAAGACGGCCCAUCCUCUUAUUCAACAUGUAUUUAGUGGAGGCAAUGCCACCUGCUUUGCGUACGGACAGACAGGGGCAGGGAAAACCUACACCAUGUUUGGCACCUAUAAAACCCCCGGCCUCUAUGCCUUGGCUGCUAAAGAGAUCUUCAAGCAACUGGAAACAACUCCGGCUAGGAAAGAUCUCCAUGUCUGGAUCAGCUUUUAUGAGAUCUACUGCGGGCAGCUUUAUGAUCUGCUAAAUGGAAGAAAGAGGCUUUUUGCAAGGGAAGAUAGUAAGCAUGUCGUUCAAAUAGUUGGGCUGCGCGAGGUCCAUGUGAACACGGUCAACUUGCUCCUGGAGGUUAUUCUGAAAGGAGGGAAGGAGCGCAGCACAGGAGCGACUGGAGUCAACUCUGAUUCUUCCCGGUCCCAUGCCAUUAUCCAGAUUCAGAUGAAAGACCCUGCAAACAGAGUGUUUGGGAGAAUCUCGUUUAUUGACCUGGCUGGCAGCGAGAGGGCAGCUGAUGCCAAGGACUCUGACCGACAGACAAAAAUGGAAGGAGCAGAAAUCAACCAGAGUCUUCUAGCACUGAAAGAAUGCAUCCGUGCGCUCGAUCAAGAACACGCUCACACCCCCUUCAGACAAAGCAAACUGACCCAGGUCCUGAAAGACUCUUUUGUUGGCAACUCCAAGACGUGCAUGAUUGCCAACGUGUCACCCAGCCACCUGGCCACGGAGCACACCUUAAAUACCUUGCGCUAUGCGGACAGGGUAAAAGAGCUGAAGAGAGGGAUGAAAUCUUGCACCCCUAUUGCCAGCAGACCCCGGGCAGCAGGACACACAUCUCCUAAGCGUAUCCAGAAUUCUCCUUACAUCCAAGUUGGAGGGAAGAGCUCUCCCAAAAAAGUCAAGCUGGGGUUGCAUCACCCUCUGAUGCCGACCCCCUUGUCCAAGACGAAGACCUCUUUGCUCUUUCAGCCAGCUCACCUUCCUUUCUCCUCCACUCCGAAAGGACAGGGGCGCAAAGAACCUUUGGGAACUCCGUGGCCCGGUUGUCCCAGCGCAGAAAGAGAGAUCCCGAAGGCAGAGUCGUCAUCCAAGAAGCUGGCGGAGGAACCUGCAAUAACUUCGGAGAAAAGCCAUCUCCGGAAGGACUUGGCGGCCAGGAGAGAAGGCGGCCAGGAGGACAGGCAGCGGGGGAAAUGUCCGAAAGUCGAACCAGUGCAAAAGCAACUGGUUUCCAGGGCUGAUUUUUCCCAUCACGGCUCAGAUGACGAAGAAGAUCCCGGGAGGCUCUUUGCGGAUCAGUGCGUGGCCGCCUGGACGGGCGUUUCCUCCCAUCAGAAAGACCGAGAACAGCACUUGAGGCUUUAUCACCAGCAGUUCCAGCAACCGCCUCUCCUCCAGCAGAAAUUAAACUACCAGCCCUUGGAAAAGGUCUUAGCGCGGUACAAGUCCCAGGAGAUCCAGGUGAGGCCAGAGUCCCCCGGCCCUGACUCCGUCUCCUCUCAAGGCCGGGAUGAAACCAUGCAGCUGGAGGAAUUGGACGACAGCGACUUCAGCGAGGACUCUUUCUCUCCCGGGCCAGGUCGGAAAAAGGUGGAGAGGGAAGCUCGAAAACAAAGCAACCAGAAUUCCUUUUUCCUCCAUCGGAGAGACUUCGGGGCUGGAGAAAGGGACGGAGAAGACAAGCAGGAGCUGUUCUGUAAAUGGUACGCGUUUGAGAAGGGAGGAAGAGCCUUCCCAAGUGAGGAAGAGUCCAGCAGCUACGAAGAAGGCGGUAGAGAUUUAUGUGACUGGAGCCCAGGAGAAAUAUCAGCGGUGGGCUCUUCCCCGCACAGAGGCAUCCCGGAGAAACCUUAUUGCUCGAAGGAAGGCGGCCUUACAGGCCACAAGAUACAUUCUCAAGGAUGGCCCGUUGAGCAGAAGCCGCCCAGAUCUUCGGAUCCGUCUCACGGUUGCCCCGACGGACACUUUUCCCCACCAAGGAAGAGAACACCAAGUCCACCUCUCGCUGCCAUCUUGCUGGAGCCCCCUUUUUCGGAAAAAACGGGUCUCCCUAAAGGGAGAGACUUCCGCGGAGCGUUAGACUUUCCCAUGGACCUGGCUGAUGACACGGUGACUCCUUUGUCCGUAUCCUUCCUUAACUCGGGAUCAGCAGAGAAUCAAGGGAAGAAGAGGACCGACGAAGAAGAAGUCCUUGGCCCCAGCAGCCGCUGGGAGGAAGACGCCGGUCACGUUCAUGAAAGCAGGCAACCCUCUGCGUCCAGCAUCUACGAAAUAAAUCACUGGGGGAGAAAAACCGAGCUGGGUCUUUCUCCAGGGGCCAAAUUCCAGUGGCUCCCUCAGUCUUGUCACUGUCCAGGGGAUGCUUCCAUCUUGGAAGCCACAUUGGCUUUUGGUGAAUGUGUUUGUGGCUACGCUAGUGAAGACCCUCUGGCCGAACUCUUUCCUCGACACACGGAGGAAAUGGCCUCACUUUGUGGAAACCUACAAACAAGCGAAUAUUCGACUCUCUAUGACUCCGAUCCUGAAGUGGCAAAGAUUGCCAUUUCGUGGAGCUAUUCGGAUCAUCUGAGUUUGGGGGCAAAAGAGACUCCUGUGCUCUUGGCCCCGUCCAGCCCGGUUGAUAAGGGAGGGAUAUCUUCCACUCCAAAUGCUUUGUCCAGUUCUGAUAAUGCAGGAAACAAAGAGUUCUCGGAACGAGAACCCCCAUCACAGUCAGAUUCAUCCCACAGGACUGUGGAGCUGCAGCAUUCGGAGGAAGCCUGCAGGAAGGAAGAAACCCAGCAUAUGCACAAUUGUGAGGACACGGAGCAGGAUUCGGGGACUGAACCCAAAGGGACGGUUGCUGAGACUGAAGAGAACUCGCAGAAGGCUUGUGGGCAGGUGGAUUUGGCUGAAGGCGCCCUGAAGGAGAAGGACAUGCUGGGAAGCAGGCAGCUGGUUCUUCUAACCCAUCAGGAGCAGCUGGACGAAAUGGCCGCCCUGUCUUCUCGGGAGGAAAGCUUGAUGGGCAUGAUGUCAGACUUGGAAUUUGAGGACUGUCUGAUGAAACUGGACGAAAUACUGAGCCUGAAAGCCGAAUGCAUCCACCGGGCACGAAGCCGGCUGCAGCUCUGCUUUGCUGCUCCCUCAAGUGGCACCCCCCUGCUACCGGUUUCCUCCACCUAGUAAGGAAGCGCGAGAUCCAGACCGGCUACGCACAGCAUCUCAAAGUACCAAAGAGCUCCGAUUGUCAUGCUGAGCAUGUUUUCAGAAGAAAACCUACUUGUCGGUUAACAAGGGAACUUAGCCGAUGACCAAGCCAGUUCCCCUCCCUCCCUCCCAGGUUCUUCAAAGCCCCCCCAAAACUGCUUCAGGCUGGACCUUCCAGGAUCUGUUGAAAGAAAGGAGGGGAGCAGAAAUCACCUGCUCCCCAAAGUCACCCCGUUUUUCCUGCCUGGCUGUCAUUGUGUGAAAUGUCUGAGGAAUGUCUGAGCUAUGAGCAAACGCCAGCGUUGGACAAAGGCAGCUGCCUGAUCUCUCCCCACUUCCCUGCUUAACAAAAAUUCUACAUUAAUACUUCGGCUUCCCCGUUAGCUGCUGUCAGUCCACUGAAACGCCCACCAUGAAACUCAAAAGCCUGGAAUUUGGAAUUUGAGGGACAAGAGGUGGAAAAGGGAUGUCUUGAAAGCCUGCAGGUGGAAAAUAAAGGCAACCCUUCUUCUACCUGAAAUCUUCACAUUGGCUCCGCUAAAUAUUUGCGCUGGUGCGAAUGUUUGCUGGACAAACCUCCGACCGAUUCCUACCAACGAGUUCUACUGUUGUUACAACAGCAACUACACAAGGUUAGGAAUUCGGCAGGUAGGUGUGCAGUUAGUAGAAGAUUCUCCUGACGUGUAAGGGUCAGACCUUCAGGCAGUUUCAAAGACCGGCAAUAAAGGAUAUUGAAAGAAAUAGUAACUCUUGAGUAGAGGGAAUGGAGCCAGUAUCUUGCCACCUGCUGGGCCUUGAGCAUCAGAUUCUCAUGGGAGACACCAUUGGUAGUUCGAUUCUUUCCUUGUCGGGCUCCCAAGUAGCAAGAGUGAGGGGAUAGAAGUAGAAAGGGCUAGUGGUCACGGUGAGAGCCCGAUUCAGCCAGAAUUGGGAGCCAGUCACCGAGACCACUGAGAAGGCUGGCGUUUAUUUUGACUUCAGUUCGCCUAAGCCCGUAGCCCAUCCUUGCUACUACGCCGCCUAAUUCCAAUAUUAGGUGCCAUUUGGUCACGGAGAUUGCAGACUAGUGCCAUCAGGCAGGAUCCAAAGCAUGUCGAUUUGACCUCGAGCCUACAUGUAUGUUUUAGGGCCCGGAAUGCGAUAGUCACCCAUGCUCUUCGGCGGGAAAAAAGCCACAAUAGAAAACGGUUGCGAGGAAAGAGGAAACGGUGCAAACUAUUUUAAUGCAUCAAAAUAGAUAUAUAAACCCGGCAGAUGGACUGAAUUAAAAAAGAAAAAGCAGAGAUAGCUUGGUUAUGUUGCAUUAAGCACUUUGCCUCACCAUACCAAAAAAAAAAUAAAAUAAAGUGUCUUUAAAUACCUUUAAUAAGGGAAGGUGGUCCAUGCGGUUUAAGGGAUGUUGAUUGCGGCAAAUGCUACGUAAAUUAAAUUAGAAUGAGCUUGAAUAGAUGCAUGUCGUUUUAUACUGAAAGUUUGCUUCGGAAUUUGCUGUGUUCAAGACAAUGCCCCCUAAAUUAAGGACCCGGAUCAAAAUGGUAAUUCGAUGCUUUGAUUGCAAGAAUAAUUCAGAAGUGAGAAGAGGGCUGGAGAGCGUAAUUAUGCCAGUGUGCGGUGGUGCCAGAAGUCCCCUCCAACUACAGACUUUCACAUCAAGGAACUGAGGGAUGUGACCUCUCGGCACAGCUGGUCCUUUAGAAGAGGAAUGUGACAUUUUUGGGGCUGGCCAAAAUAAGUGGGCUCUCCGUAACUCAACUUGACUUACGCCAUUAUAAAUAAAAUUUAUUCAUGAUUGCUUGC